Penicillium crustosum is the source of this 5418-nucleotide messenger RNA. RefSeq names its product bifunctional urea carboxylase/allophanate hydrolase. Gene Ontology annotation, molecular function: metal ion binding; methylcrotonoyl-CoA carboxylase activity; ATP binding. The transcript has a single exon. Gene Ontology annotation, cellular component: mitochondrion. Lineage: Eukaryota; Fungi; Ascomycota; Eurotiomycetes; Eurotiales; Aspergillaceae. The record is from RefSeq and is a predicted model, not a curated record. Bases 1 to 5418 code for a protein of 1805 amino acids.
AUGACUUCAUAUUCCACUGGAAGUGAGGACCAGCCUCUAACAGUUUCUCAAUGGCGUGAACUACAAAAGACUGUUUCGGAGCCAACUCACAUUUUGUCCCUGCUCGAACGAGCACAACCAAACACAUCAAAUGCAUGGAUCUCAUUGGCAACGCCUGAACAAAUCAUUACACAAUGGGAGGAUAUAACAGCACUUCGAUCCCAGGGGGAACAUCUUCCACUAUUCGGCGUGCCGUUUGCCGCUAAGGAUAAUAUCGACGCCGCUGGGUUCUGCACAACGGCCGCAUGCCCGUCAUUUGGCACCGAGCCUGUCACCACCGAUUCAACAGUUGUGCAACGGUUGAAAUCACAGGGAGCUAUCCUCAUUGGCAAGACCAACCUUGACCAGUUUGCCACCGGUCUUGUCGGUACGCGUUCACCGUAUGGAGCCGUUGCCAAUUCCUUCGAUCCAAAUCGAGUCAGCGGUGGUAGUAGCUCGGGAAGCAGCGUGGUAGUCGCUCAGGGACUGGUUCCUUUCUCCCUUGGUACAGAUACAGCAGGGUCAGGUCGUAUACCUGCAGGGUUCAAUAAUCUCGUUGGACUCAAGCCCACACGGGGCGCUUUGAGUGCACAUGGUGUAGUACCAGCAUGCCGCUCACUUGAUUGUGUCUCUAUCUUUGCCCUGACUCUGGAAGAUGCCGAACUGGUCCUGCAACUAGCCGAGGGGUAUGAUGUUCAAGACGCAUACUCGAGAGAUCGUGCCAGCUGUGCGACUCACAAGUCUCCUCGAGGAGCCUUGCCCUCACAGCCCACAUUGGCUAUAUGCUCCAACCCUGAGUGGUUUGGCCGGACCGAGCAGGCUGCAGCAUACCAGGAUGCAUUGACCAAAACCCAACAGCUGGGGUGGAAGCUAGAGCCCGUUGACUUUACACCCCUCUUCUCUCUUGCCAGUCUCCUGUAUGAAGGCCCAUGGGUUGCCGAACGAUAUGCUGCUAUCGAGAAGUUCAUUCGCUCAGUUCCAGCCGAGGCCAUGGACCCGGUUGUUCGGAGUAUCAUCUUGAAAGCCGAGAAAUUCUCUGCUGCAGAUUUCUUCGCGUGCGAGUACCAUCGACGGGAUCUAUCCUCUGAGAUUGAGACAAUCUUCGGGAAAUACGACGCGCUACUAGUGCCCACGGCUCCCACAUUCCCUUCGAUGCAAGAUCUCAAGGAUGAGCCGGUCGUGGCAAACAGUCAACUGGGCACAUAUACCAACUUCGUGAAUUUUCUGGAUUGGUCUGCUUUGGCAAUUCCUGCUGGCUGGAGAGGAGACGGUCUUCCUUUCGGUAUCACACUGAUAGGAGGGGCAUGGGAAGAGACACGGUUGUUGGAGCUCGCCCAGCGCUGGAUGUCUGAUGCCCCGCGCUUGUUAGGAGCGACGGGUGUGGAAUAUCAAGAGCUUUUCUCUGGCCAAAACUCUGGGCUUACUGUCACCCCCAAUUUCAUGCAGUUGGCGGUAGUUGGUGCCCAUCUUUCUGGCUUCCCUCUGAACAAGGAUUUGGUCUCACGGGGCGCAACCUUCCUCACUGCUACAACCACAGCCCCGUGUUACCAGUUAUUUGCACUGCAUACAACAGGACCAGUAUCAAAACCUGGUCUAAAAAGGGUCAUUGAUAGUGGAGAAUCAAUCGAAGUGGAGGUUUGGAACAUGCCACUCGACCAGAUGGGCAGCUUCCUCGGUACUGUCGCACCGCCCUUAGGCAUUGGAUCGGUUGAGUUGCAAGACGGCCGGUGGGUUCACGGGUUUAUCUGCGAGUCUGUUGGCCUCGAGAAUGCAAAAGAUGUCACCAAUUUCGGCGGAUGGCGAGGGUACACCCAGUCACUCAACACUUCCACCACCGAAUCGUCACGCGCUGCAUCUACCACACCUGCAACAAGCAUCGGUGAGAAGCGUAUUAGGACGGUUCUGGUUGCUAACCGCGGAGAAAUCGCACUGCGCAUCAUUCGGACCUUGCGUGAGAUGAAGAUCUCGUCCGUGGCUAUCUAUUCAAGUGCAGAUGCUCGCUCACCACACGUUACCGCUGCAGAUGUUGCGCUUCCGCUGGCGGGAAACACAGUAUCUGAUACAUAUCUGAAUGGCAAGCAGAUCCUGGAUAUGGCUAUCAAAGCCGAUGCCGAUGCUGUCAUUCCUGGAUAUGGAUUUCUUUCAGAGAAUGCCGACUUUGCCGCCGCCGUGGAGGCUGCAGGUCUAGUAUGGAUUGGUCCAACUCCGAAACAAAUGCGUGAUUUGGGCCUCAAGCAUCAUGCUCGUGACAUCGCAAUUACCGCCGGCAUUCCUGUUGUUCCCGGAAGCGAUGGUUUAGUCACCAGUGUCGAAGAUGCACUGGCAGAAGCAGAGAAAAUAGGCUAUCCAGUGAUGGUGAAAAGCACCGCUGGUGGGGGUGGAAUUGGCCUUCAGCGGUGUGCUGAUAUUGAUUCACUCCGAGAGGCGUUUGAUGGUGUUCGUCGACUGGGACAGGCAAACUUUGGCGAUGACGGGGUUUUCAUCGAGCAUUUCAUCGACCGAGCUAGACAUAUUGAGGUCCAGGUGCUCGGUGAUGGCACUGGCAGAGUCAUCUGUGCUGGUGAGCGUGACUGUUCGCUGCAGCGUCGAAACCAGAAAGUCGUCGAAGAAUCCCCUGCUGGAUUUGUCCGAGUCGAGGUUCGAGCUGACAUGCGCCGCGCUGCUGCUGCUUUGGUUGCUUCCUUGCAAUAUCGCAACGUAGGUACCGUUGAAUUCAUCUUCGACAUCGAUAGCGAGAAAUUCUACUUUUUGGAGAUGAAUACACGUCUCCAGGUCGAGCACCCAGUGACCGAGGCUGUAACAGGCCUUGAUCUUGUCGAAUGUAUGAUGCGCAUUGCUAUGGAUGAUUGCACCACUCUUUUCCCCCAGCAGAUAAAUGAGAUUCCAGUCUCGGGUGCAGCAAUAGAAGUUCGUGUUUAUGCCGAAAGCCCCCUUCAAGAAUUUCGACCUUCUCCUGGGAAGCUUUUGAAUGUCGACUUUCCAUCUGGUGUCCGCGUUGACACUUGGGUCAGUUCAGGCCAGGAGCUGUCGUCAUCUUUUGAUCCAAUGGUCGCAAAGAUCAUCGCACACGGUGAUGACCGUGCUGAAGUUCUUCGAAAGCUCUCAGAUGCACUGGGAAAGACAGUAAUUACUGGCGUGGAAACGAAUCUGAGAUAUUUACAGCAAAUUGUUGCCUGGGAUAUGUUCAACUCCGGAGAAUUCACGACAGGAUCGCUCAAUACUUUCCCAUACGAAGCCCAAGUUAUCGAGGUCAUUGAUGCUGGGUCCGACACGGCUGUACAGGACUUCCCUGGCCGUCAAGGCCUUUGGCAUAUCGGUGUGCCGCCCUCCGGCCCAAUGGAUUCCUACUCCUUUCGUCUCGCCAACAAAAUAGUCGGCAAUGAUGACCAUGCUGCGGGACUCGAGUGCUCGAUCCAAGGCCCGACGCUGCUCUUUCAUUCCCCAACCAUUGUUGCUGUCGUUGGUGCUGAUUCCCCUAUAUCUGUUGAUGGGAAAGAACAGGAGCCCUGCAUGGCCAUCAGCAUUCGAGCUGGACAGAAACUCUCGAUUGGCACAGCCACCAAUGGCUCCCGAGUUUAUCUUGCCGUCCAAGGUGGUAUUCAGGUCCCUGAAGUCUUGAGCAGCCGCUCAACAUUUGCGACCGGUCACCUUGGAGGGCACAAUGGACGCAGCCUCCGCAUUGGUGAUCUUCUCCCAUUAGCAACUGUUAUAGAAGAGGAACUUACAUUGCUCAAAUCGCCAAUUCUUUCCCUGCCGAUACCUGAGAACCGAGAAUGGGUCGUUGGCGCUAUCCCUGGACCACACGGUAGUCCGACUUAUUUCACACAAGAUGGGCUUCAGGAGCUUUUCAAUGGCGAAUGGACUGUCCACUACAACAGCAAUCGACUCGGAGUCCGUCUCACCGGGCCCCGUCCAGAGUGGGCACGGCAAACCGGUGGUGAUGCUGGCCUGCAUCCCUCCAACAUUCAUGACAGUCCUUAUUCAAUCGGGAAUGUGAGCUUCACAGGUGACGAGGCAAUUGUUCUGACAGCAGAUGGACCAAGCCUGGGAGGAUUUGUCGCGUUUGCCACAGUCGCAGAAGCCGAGAUGUGGAAGAUUGGUCAGAUGCGGCCAGGCGAUCGCCUUCGGUUGCAUCCUAUUUCUCUUGAUGACGCGCGGGCACUUGCGAAGGCCCUCGAGCAUUCGAUCGCCACUCUCAGCCCGCUGACCAGUGGUGACUUGAGACAGGCAAGUUCUCCUGCUGCCUCUAGUCCGAUCGUGAAGGAGAUAUCCGAAGCUGGCCGCUUCAUCCGAUGCUGUCAAGCAGGUGAUCGAGCCUUGUUGCUCGAUUUCGGCAAUGAAGAUAACUUCACGCUACGGCAAACAUUUCACAUCAUGAACUUCAUUGAGAUGCACCGAAUUUAUCCAAUUCCAGGCGUCGAGGAGCUCACAUCAGGCGUCCGAAGCCUCCAUAUUCGCAUGGAAGCAAACUUCCCACUAGUUCAAGUCCUUGAUGCGCUGGUUGCGCAUGAGAUUUCUCUUGGAACAGAGCUUCCUGCCCGACUACCCUCGCGUAUCGUGCAUAUGCCUCUUGUUUUCAACGAUGAGAGGAGCCGCAAAGCCAUUGCCCGCUAUACUUCGACCAUUCGUUCCACAGCACCGUACCUACCUAGCAACAUUGAGUUCUUGCAGAAACUGAAUGGACUUGACAGUCCCGAUCGGGUAGAGAGCAAUCUCUAUGAAGGCACAUUCCUAGUGUUAGGCCUUGGUGAUGUGUACCAAGGGUCCCCCUGUGCUGUGCCACUAGAUCCCCGCCAUCGACUCUUCGGAACGAAGUAUAACCCCUCCCGAUCGUUCACACCUCGUGGCGCUGUCGGUAUUGCUGGCCAAUACCUAUGCAUCUAUGCAACCGACUCGCCUGGCGGGUAUCAGCUUGUUGGUCGUACAGUCCCUAUUUGGGAUGAGUUCCACAAGCCCGGACUGGGCGAGAAGGCCCCGUGGAUGUUCUCACUCUUGGACCAGAUUCGUUUCUACCCUGUCACCGAAGAACAACUUUCAGCAGCAGAGGCCGAUGGAACCUCCAGUGAUCUUAUCAAAAUCUCUGACGCCGAGCUAGACCUCAAUGAAUAUGAGAAAUGGCUGGCAGAGGAGGAGGAAGAUAUCACUGCUGUUCGGGAGCGACGAUCGAAGGCAAUGCAUGAAGCAGACUUCUUCGACGAUCUGCUCAAGCCAUACGAUCCGAUCACAAUGCGGCCAGGCCUGGGACGGGAAAGCGACGAACCUAUGAUCGGAGAGCGGGUGAAGGCACUUUUACCUGGGAGAUGCUUCCGUUGCGCUAUCGAGGAGGGGGAUGAGGUCCAAGCAGGAGACCCUCUGGUGAGUACAAUAGAUGUCGACGUCAAUAGCCAAGCAUCGAGCUAA